Molecule: messenger RNA, 3027 nt
Organism: Alligator mississippiensis (American alligator)
Lineage: Eukaryota; Metazoa; Chordata; Crocodylia; Alligatoridae
Product: olfactory receptor 6E1-like
Exons: 2
Coding region: 598-1521 (307 amino acids)
Biological process (GO): G protein-coupled receptor signaling pathway
Cellular component (GO): membrane
Molecular function (GO): G protein-coupled receptor activity; olfactory receptor activity
Source: RefSeq, a predicted model, not a curated record
GAUGGAGCUCACUCAUUCAAACUCCUAUAUAUGACAACUUAAAAAGGAGGGGGGUUUUUUAUGUAAGGAGGAUUACUAAAAGCUGUUAAUUUUGUAGGCAAGCAUCAGUCCACAGAGUUAAGAUAGAGAAGGUCUGUUUAGUAGCUGUAGGCUAUUGUUUUACAUUGUUUUGUUAGUAUUUCAUAUAUUUGAAAAGUUUUGACCAUCACUAGAGCUGAUUGAGGUUUAGGGUAGGAUUUCUAAAUUGACAAUUUAAAAUGUUAAUGAUUUGCAAGCAUUACAGUGCUACACUGUUAUUGUUGUUAUUUUGGGGGGCUGUGGGCAGAGAAAGAGAGGUCCCCUUUUAGGGGUCUGUAUCGUGUAGCACCAAGCAAAUGUAGUACCAGUACUGGGAAAGUUUUCAAACUCUAAAUGAUAGACAGUAAUUUAGUUUGAGGGAACCAGUGGAUGUGGGAUUAGAAGAUAAAAGUGAGUAGGUUAUGUAUGUGAAGAAGGGAACCUUGAAGCUCUGUAGUCCAUGAGUUUAGCUUCCUGCUGAGGUGCACGAACUUUGCAGCUCUUCUUCUAUGAAUCCUCCUUAGAGAUGGUCCAGAAGAGAUGAACCAUACGUCAGUGGUGGAGUUCAUUUUGUUGGGCCUGACCAACAACCGACAUUUGCAAAUCAUCCUGUUUGGGGUUCUCCUCGUUGUCUUCCUUUUGAUCCUGCUGGGAAACCUCACUGUCAUCACCAUCACGCUGGUUGACCGUAACCUCCAGACCCCCAUGUAUUUCUUCCUUCGGAACUUCUCCCUUCUGGAGAUCUACUUCACUUCCACCUUCAUGCCUAGGACCCUCUACAGCCUCCUGCUGAAUAAGAAAGCCAUUUCACUCCCUGCUUGUUUCAUCCAGUUUUUGUCAUUCUUCUACUUGGGUACCUGUGUGUUUUUCCAUGUGGCGAUGAUGUCUUUUGAUCGCUACGUGGCCAUCUGCCGCCCCUUGCAUUAUUCCACUAUCAUGAAUGUGAGAUUUUGCAUCCAGCUGGUGGUGGCCUCUUGGGUGGCAGCUGUUUUUUUGAUGGUUCCUCCUACUGCUAUGAUUAUCCAGUUGCCAUUCUGUGGCCCCAAUGUCAUGAACCACUUCUACUGUGAUAUAGCUCCCUUGCUUCAGUUCUCCUGUGCAGAUACUCAGCGCAUUGAAUUAAUAUUCUUGACUUCAGUUAUAUUGAUCAUACCUGGUACUCUGAUAGUGAACAUCAUUUCCUAUGGCUAUAUCAUCUCCACCAUCCUCCGCAUCCCAUCUUCCACAGGCAGAAAGAAAGCCUUUUCUACCUGUUCUGCUCACCUCUUGGUAGUCACAAUACUGUAUAGCAGUGCAAUUUUCAGGUACAUUCGGCCAUCUCAGAAAGGUGGGUGGGAUUUUGACAAGAUUGUGUCUUUUCUCUACUCAGUAGUGACCCAGCUCUUUAACCCUUACAUCUAUACACUGAGGAACAACCAAGUGAAAAAGGCUUUGAGGGAUCUCUUUAGUAGGGCAUGUUCUUAGUGCAUUGCGGAAAUAUAAGCAGGCCGACAAUGAACAAAGACAGUGACUGACUUCAUACCUUGCUUUAUCAUGUUUUGAGUAAGGAAGGAGUGAUAGACAGGAUAGACAUUGCCUUAACACAUCUAGAUUAGUAGCUUCAUAGCUCAUGAGGUCAAAAGGGACCAUUGGAUCUUGGGCUCUGACCAGAAAAAUGGAGCUAUCCCUCUAGUGACCCAAAUAUAUUAGUAGUCUUGAUUUGGAGACUUCAAACAAGACAGAAUUCAUGAGGUCCUUGUUUAGUUCCCACCCGAGCACUCAAACACUUUCUUUUUACCCCCAAGCAAUAGUUUUUGUGCCUUAUUUCUUUAGUUGAAUUUAUGUAGUAUUCCUCCUUUCUCUUAUUUCUUGUUUGUCUCCCACAUUUGUAUGCCUCAUUACCACAUUCUUGGUGUUGUUAUUCCUAGCUGUUGUAGUUAUUGAUGCAGGAUCCAGAUGCCAUAACUGACAGCAUCAGUCCAUUGCACUAUCGACUGUUAUGCUCAUAAUUAUACUGUAUAACUAGAAAGAUAACACAAGUCACAGAGUUUACUAUAUUUAAGAAAGAUAUCUAAGUUUUGAGUUUCCUAUCGAUGAUCCAGGUGGUAGUUAUGAGAACCACUAGUGGAGACCCAUUGAAAAUCCUGAACCUACUAAAGCAUUUGGGUUAAAUCCUAUUUCACCUUAGUGGACCCAAGUGACAUUUCCAUAAAAAUGGAACUGCGAUUUUUUUGCCAAUAAUGCACUGUUUGGAUCCCAUGUAGACUGGAUCUUCUUGCAUUUCCCUAAUGCACAUACUUCAGCUCUGGAAGUGCCUGUGGUGGGGGAUAGAAUCACCCAGGCACAUAUAUAGGUAAGCCAACAAAUUCUUAUCAGGAACCAGAUCUUUUGCUUAUGUCAUAAUUAAUGUUAAUGAGCACUGGAUUUGUAACUACUUUUCAUGCCUUUCUAUAUCUCCCAUUAAAUCUGUUCAGAAAGUUUCUGCAAUAGAAGUGACUGAACUAUUUGCAUUUGCAAAUUUUCUAACACUUGACUUUUUACAGAGUCAUGACUUUAGAAAGUGGAGGGGGGAAAAAAGGAAAGGCUAAGCCAUAUGGAUGUUUUUUACAGUCUGCUUCCAAUGUUUAAUGCUAGACAAAUAGGUGAAUUAAUGCAAUUAAAAGGGAGCAGGUAUGGGAAACAAGUAGUGUAAAAAUAAAGGUGUGUGAAUCUGUAGGUUAAACUUGUUCUGUUGCUUCACCUUAUUGCAGCCACCACACUGGGUUAAUAAUGUGACUUUUUAUAAGCCACUGAUUGAUUGUGGUCUUUAUAUUGCCAAUCAAUGAAUGUGGUCAAUUUGAUUUCUUGCAGUUAUCUUCAAGACACAAACAGUUAACAUGAUCAUAACUCCAGUUUACAUGAAAGACACUGGUAUAGUUGGAGUUAUAAAACCCCUCCAGGAGGGAGGGCAAUAACAUUAUUCCUAUUUUCCAGAGCUGUCCAGAUAUGAGA